Messenger RNA from Penaeus indicus, 8977 nucleotides. RefSeq names its product inositol-tetrakisphosphate 1-kinase-like. The record is from RefSeq and is a predicted model, not a curated record. Gene Ontology annotation, molecular function: inositol-1,3,4-trisphosphate 6-kinase activity; inositol-3,4,5,6-tetrakisphosphate 1-kinase activity; magnesium ion binding. Gene Ontology annotation, biological process: inositol trisphosphate metabolic process. Gene Ontology annotation, cellular component: cytoplasm. The transcript is spliced from 13 exons. Bases 574 to 1668 code for a protein of 364 amino acids. Lineage: Eukaryota; Metazoa; Arthropoda; Malacostraca; Decapoda; Penaeidae.
UUAAUAGAUAUAACAUAAAAAAAAACCAACGAAGACCCACAAAAGAAAAUCCAGGAUGAGUGUAGAGACUACUAGAGAGUCUAAAAACCCUAUAAAAGAAGAAGAAGAAGAAGAAGAAGAAGAAGAAGAAUCCAUGUUCCUUAAAAGAUAUAAUAUAAAAAAAACAACGAAGACCCACAAAAGAAAAUCCAGGAUGAGUAUAGAGACUACUAGAGAGUCUAAAAACCCUAUAAAAGAAGAAAGAAGAAGAAGAUAAAAGAAGGAGAAGAAGAAUCCAUGUUCCGUACGAUAGUUUGCGGCGCCAGAGGUUCCCCUUCGGGCCCCGUGUUAUCGCCUCCGCACCUGCCUCUGGACCGGACGGGGGGCGGCGCUGGGCAUACGACGCGCGUGAGGGGCAGAUGUGGACGGCAGUAAUGUGAAUGGUGCUCUGGCCUGAUCUGCUACAGACUUUCCACUUUACCUUCUGGGAAGCACUGCACUUCCUUCAGGCUGCUUAUAAAGAAGAGUCCGAAAAGAUCCCUCCUGUGUAACCCACUAACUUGUCUUGCCAGUGCUAUCCCCUGUUGGGUCAGGAUGGAGAUACCUGUAACCAAACCUGCCAAAAGAGUUGUUGGUUAUUGGUUCAAUGAGAAGAAAUGUCAGAAGUUCAGAUUGGCAGAGUUGCAGGCUGAAUGCAAACGGCGGGGCAUUGAGCUUGUAAAACUUGAUCUGAGCCGCCCCAUUGAAGAUCAAGGUCCCUUUGACCUCAUGCUGCACAAGCUGACUGCUCUCUACGCUCAGGCUCUCAGCAAUGACCCAAAGGCUCUCCUUGCAAUCAAGAGGGUUGAAAAGUACAUUAGUGAAAAUCCCAAAACCUUCAUAAUGGAUCCCAUACCUGGGGUGUGUCAGCUUCUCCAAAGGGACCAGACUUACCAUCUUCUGCAACAGUGCACCAAGGAGGAUGAUAAAGUUUUCACUCCUACUUACGCCAAGCUGACAACUACAGAUAUUCAUUUAAACAAAAAGUUGCUUGCUGAAGCCAGAGUAACUUUCCCUAUGGUUUGUAAGCCAGUUACUGGAGGUGGGACUAAGGAAGCCCAUGAGAUGGAUGUGGUAUUUAAUGAGGCUGGCAUUGCUGAGUGCACUUUGCCUUGCAUUGCCCAGUCUUUUAUCAACCAUGGAGCUGUUCUGUACAAAUUGUUUGUAUUGGGACCUGUUUGGUUUGUGGUGGUUCGUCCAUCAUUGAAAAACUUCUAUGCAGGAGUUGAUGGUUGCUAUGGUAUUAACAAGCUUGCAGAGCAAGAGACCGUUCACUUCAACUCGCAUCAUGUGUCGAAAGAAAAUUCACAGUCUCCGUUGAACCAGCUGGACCCAGGUGACGAGAAGGAAGAUCUGCCAAAAGCAGACCCAGCUGUGUUUAACAGGAUUGUGACAGUUCUUCGUGAUGCACUGAAAAUGGAUCUUCUAGGUAUAGAUGUUGUCAUUGACAGCAGUACUGGCAGAUAUGGCAUUAUUGAUGUUAAUGCAUUCCCAAGUUAUGAUUCAGUGCCAGCCCUUAUGAAGCAUUUAGUGGACUUGUUAAUCCUGAGAAUGGAGCCAGUUUCAAGGAUACCUGAGAAAAGCCAAACAUCAGGUCUCCUUGCAUCGCCAGAGUUACCUCAAGAAGAUUCCGGUGUCGAUACAGGAUAGUGAAGCGUGCGAAAGUUUUGUCUCUAGUCAGAAAUUUUCUCCGUAGUGAGUACUCAACAUUCCUCUCUCCUUGAUUAAGUAGUUGACUCAAAAGCGAUUAUGGUUAUUUUCGUUAUGUCUACUUCUUGUGUAGGAAUUGUUGCUCAAUGUAUUUCUAAGAUAAUCAAAGUAGAUUUUGUGAAGAAAUUAUUUUCUUAGAAUCUUUUAGUCUAAGUCAUAGAAAGUAAAGGAUUAACAGCAAAGUAAUUACCUGCAAAAAGCGAUCAAACUAAAGAUUUCCUUUUUUUUCUGCACAUGUGUUUAUCAGUCACACUAGAAAAAAAUAUCCUAAAUAUGCUUAAUUAUUCAUUCAUGUUUUAAAUUUCAAAAUGAACUUGCCAAUGAAUCAAAUAUAUGGGUGCAUAGAAAUUAUAUUCACAUUGCAGUGUAAAACUGUUGGAAAGCUUUGUCAUAUUUCUCUGAUAACAAUGUCAUUUGGGUAUUGACAUGAACACCAAAAGCAAAUAUAAAUGAAUAGAUGUUGAUGUUGAUAUGUGUAUGCCUCAUUAGAUCAGUCUUGUGUGUGUGUGUAUUUUUUAUUAUUAUUAUUAUUAUUUAUUAUUAUUAUUAUUAUUAUUAUUAUUAUUAUUAUUAUUAUUAUUAUUAUUAUUAUUAUUAUUAUUAUUAUUAUUAUUAUUAUUAUUAUGAUUCCAGUAUGUAUGAAUUAUAAAGAAUUGGUUAAUGUAAAAGUAAUAUAACGGAUUUCACUUGAAAGCCUCAAACUUUUUUGUAUGUUUCUUUCCCCAAGUUCAUCUUCAAACAUCCUUGGGUCACUGCUCAAUGUUCACUUAAAAUGAGCACUAGACAUAUUUCCUUCAUUAGCUGCAGGCUGAAUUCAGUGACUGAGGCCAGUUUUCCUGCAAGUUUGAAGUUCCAAUGUAGUAUUAUCUAGAGUGGAGUGGCUUUUUUCCUUUUUCUUUCUCCUUUUAUCUUUUCUUCUUUCUUUUUUUUCUUUUCUGCAUUAGAAACUGGUUUAAUGAUAAGAUGCAUUCAUUAUUGUACAUUUAUAAAGAAUGUUUUCUUGUAUCCUUUCCUUGGAUUAUAUGUUAUACUAAAAUGUAAUGAUUACUGCAUUUAUAGAAUUAGAAAUUCUAAUCAGCACAGGCUUUCCAAAGAGGCAUUAAUACACUGAUUGUUCAUAAUCAUUCCUAACUGGUGCAUGCAUUACUCUUGUUGUUAAAGUGGAAAUGUCAGUAACUUUGAGGAGGAUGAAAGGAUGAUAUUACAUACAACUGCUAGAUGUAGUGUGAUGGUAUGGCACUUUAAAAGUAUCAAUAGUUCAUUGUAAAAUUUGAUAUUGUUAAGCUUUCAACCAAAGGAGAUACUGGCUUAUCAUUUCAUGAGGAAAAUACUUGAUUCAAUUGUUUAUAGGACCUAGUUAAGAUGAAAAGACUUUGAGUAGUAUUUGAGUAAGGGGAAUAUACAGUAGUAGAUAUGUAAAUGGAAACAUACAGGUGUACACAUGUACAUUCAAAAGCUUAUGCUCAUGUGCACGCACACAACGCACCCCUCCCCACACACACACAUACACAUAUUUAUCACAAUCAACGUAACACACAAAAAAUUGAACUCCUGGUUAGGGUCACCAGAAGGUUCCUAAAUGCUUGUAUUGGUUGAUGUUUAUUUUAAUUGGAUAUGUAUGAUAUUAAUGUGCAAAUGAUCAAGUGCUGACAAUAGUCUAUAUUAUUUGUUAUGCUGUGGCAGUAGGGAGAGCCAGUCAGAUUAGUUAAAGUGGCCCGUAAAGACUGACUGUCAUAUAAAGGCAGAGAGAGAGGUUACAGCAAAUAAAGUCAGGAGCAAUGCACUGGAGAUAAAAAAGGAGUAAUGAAAUGUUUUGGUGUUUACAGAUCAUUCUUCUAAUGUGUUCUUUUAUGUAACCAUAUUGUAUUUAGUAUUUUGAAUUCAGAUUUUUCAAAGAUAAAAAGAUGGAAUAAGUAAAGUAAGUAUAUUUUCAUUUUUAAGAAUGGGCAUGAGAGAACUUGAUAACAUGUGUUUUUCAAUUUACCUUGCAAUUUUGACCAUGACAUUCUAAGAUUUAAGGAACAAGUAAUAGACCUGUCUGAUCCCUUCUCAGUGGUAGGGAGACGGAUUCAUGGUUUGAGGCCAAGAUAUAUAUAUAUAUAUAUAUAUAUAUAUAUAUAUAUAUAUAUAUAUAUAUAUAUAUAUAUAUAUAUAUAUAUAUAUAUAUAUAUAUAUAUAUAUAUAUAUAUAUAAAUGAUAUUCCAAUGAUACACAUGGUCUUCUGUGGUUGGUAGAACAGUUAAAUUUAGGAUAUUGACUGCUAUGUAAUGUGAUAAUAAGAUUCUCAUCAGGGUGUAAUAAAAAAAUAUGUCUCUUUAAAUAAAACAUGAAGAUGUAUUUUUUUUUCUCUCUCUCUAAUUUUGAAUCUAGAAGGUACUGUUUAAUAUUGGAUUUAUUUCUUGAGCAGAUGUACUUAAUGUCAUCAUUGCUAGUAGGGAAAGGAAAGAAUUCAUAGCAUGAAUAACAAUGUGCAGCAUAAUAUGCUUAAGCAGUUAAAGAAAUUAACUGUGCAAAUUUCAUUCUGACAUAUAUGUAAAAGGGAAGAGAUAAAACAAUGAGACAGAUUGCAAAAUAGUCUCAUUAAAUUAUUAGCAAACAUCCUAUAUCUAUACAUUUCCAUUAGUCAGGGCUGAUGGAAAUGUAUAGAUAUGGUUAAAACAUUGAUGUAUGCAGUUUUAAAAAGUAAACCAGGUUUCUAUUAAUGAAAUAUUAAUAGUUUUAUUGAUUUUAAAGCACACCUUGAUUAUAUUAAUCAAUGGUUGUAUCUGAACCAUGGACAUAAAGUUUGCUAAUUCUAAAAGUGUUUCUGGAAUAGCUAUUACUGUAAUGUUAUUUUUUAGGUUGAACUUGUUAUUUGCUCACAAAAAAAAACAAGUAUUUAUAACAAGUAAUCAAAGCUUUUACUUCUGUAUGCUGGAUAAGUUAAAAAAAAAUAUAUAAAGAGGGUGCUUGAUUUUCAUUUCUUUUAUUUGACUCUAAGAAUAAUAUAUCGAGUCCCAGGAAUUUUUAAUAUCUUCAGAAAAAAAUGACAGUUUAGUAUCUUCUUGCAGAACUUUAUACCAAAGGACAUGUUAUAAGGUGCCAGUAAAUAUGGAAGAUAAGAUAUUCGUGAUCUAGUAUUCAUGUUUUGGUGUAUUGUGCUUUUGCAUAGAUAUGUCAUGUUACUGUGGUUUAGAUCAGUAUUAAUAUGAGCAGUUUACCUGUGUAUAGAUUUAUCUAAACUAUAUUGCUUAUUUUACUAUGAUGUACCUUAACCAGUAAGACCUAGAUUACUUGUUACCAAUUAAGAUCCGUGUUUUUAUAUUAAAGCAUUUGAAUGUUGUUAGUGACCAUUAAUCUGGUGACUAGGUUAUUUAAUAUAGCCUAGCUUAUGUGUUAAAAUGAGAGAGAGAGAGAGAGAGUGAGUGAGUGAGUGAGUGAGUGAGUGAGUGAGUGAGUGAGUGAGUGAGUGAGAGUGCGUGUGUCUGUCUGUGGGAGAGGGAGAGUGCGCCUGUGCCUGUGUUGUGCCUGCCUGAGUGAGUGAUUGAGUGAGUGAGUUAGUGAGUGAGUGAGUGAGUGAGUGAGUGAGUGAGUGAGUGAGUGAGUAUGUGUGUGUAUGUGUGUGUAUGUGUGUGUGUGUGUGUGUGUGUGUGUGUGUGUGUGUGUGUGUGUGUGUGUGUGUGUGUGUGUGUGUGUGUGUGUGUGUGUGUGUGUGUGAGUGUGUGUGUGAGUGUGUGAGUGUGUGAGUGUGUGAGUGUGUGAGUGUGUGAGUAUGUGUGUGUAUGUGUGUGUAUGUGUGUGUAUGUGUGUGUGUGUAUGUGUGAAGGCCGAGUCAUUAAUUACUGACUGACUGAAGUCAACUGAUAAGGUAAAAGGAAAACAGUGAAUCUGAAACAGAGUUCAUGAAAGUCGUGUAUAUGUGUGUGUAUAUGUGUGUGUAUAUGUGUGUGUAUAUGUGUGUGUAUAUGUGUGUGUAUAUGUGUGUGUAUAUGUGUGUGUAUAUGUGUGUGUAUAUGUGUGUGUAUAUGUGUGUGUAUAUGUGUGUAUAUAUGUGUGUGUGUGUGUGUGUGUGUGUGUGUGUGUGUGUGUGUGUGUGUGUGUGUGUGUGUGUGUGUGUGUGUGUGUGUGUGUGUGUGUGUGUGUGCAUGUGUCUGUGUCUUUGGGUGAGAGAAUGAGAGAGAAUGAGAGAGAAUGAGAGAGAAUGAGAGAGAAUGAGAGAGAAUGAGAGAGAAUGAGAGAGAAUGAGAGAGAAUGAGAGAGAAUGAGAGAGAAUGAGAGAGAAUGAGAGAGAAUGAGAGAGAAUGAGAGAGAGAGAGAGAGAGAGAGAGAGAGAGAGAGAGAGAGAGAGAGAGAGAGAAAGAGAGAAAGAGAGAAAGAGAGAAAGAGAGAGAGAGAGAGAGAGAGAGAGAGAGAGAGAGAGAGAGAGAGAGAGAGAGAGAGAGAGAGAGAGAGAGAGAGAGAGAGAGAGAGAGAGAAUGAAUGAAUGAAUGUGUGUGUUUGUGCAUGCAUAUUUGUGCAAGGAUGCUAGAUGGAACCCCAGUCUGUUUAUCUUUUUUUCAUAAAGAAAGGUAAAGUGCAUUGUUUCAUUAAUGUUACUUCUAUUAGAAGAUCAAAAUAAAGUUUAUUGUUUUUAUAUUUCUAUGCAUUGUUGAAAAAUAGCAUUAUUUAAGAGAAUUAAUUAUUUAAACAUUAUGCAGUUGAUUUUGAAGUAUUCUUCAUAUAUAGACGUGGACCAUUAUACAGUAUAGAUGUAGCACAAUCAUUUACCCCUUUAAAGAGUAAAAAUUCUGGGUAAUUGUAUUGUCAGUAAUUUUCCUAUCUCAUCCACAAUGUUUAUGAGAAAGAGAGAAAAUCAGGGAAACACACAUCAAAAGUAUCAACUACCUCAUUUAAAACGGUUGUGGUCAGCUCCAGUAAACCUUUGAAUUUUAGGUUUGUAAACCAUUUCUUCACCAAGUCACAGGCUGUAAAACUAAUGUAAUGAAGUAUUUUAUGAUAGUCCUUUCAAUAUAUUUCUUGAGUUGACUGCUACAUGUUUAAUUGCAAGGUUAUUUAAUUUGCUUGUGCUUUAUCAUAUGCAUAUAACCCUGGAGAGAGGAUGUAACAAAAUCCAAAGAAAUCAGUUGAAACACUCCACUAGCAAUGUGACAUAAAAAAAAAAAAUAUUUAUAUAUAUAUAAAAAUACUCUUUUGACAUGGCUUUGGAAUGUUUUUUAAUUAUGUUUAAUACUUGUGUUACUCAUAUUGUGGUAAUUUUCUUUGCAUGUUUAAACUGUUUAAUAGGAAAUCUUAUAUAAUAGUAUAAUCUACUGUUUUUAACCCAUUGAAUCUGGAUGCUUCACUGAGAUCAUGUGGCCCAAAAUUUGGGCAUUACGCUGUCUUGAGGGGCGACUCUGACGGGUGUGUGGCUUGUAGGCCAGGCUUAAUGAAUAUUUGUGUAUGGUGAAGACUCCAUGCCUCCCCUUUGCACUGUUAUUUUCUCUUUCUGUAAAAGUUUAGCUUUUCUGCCAUUUUUCAAUGUCUAUAUUUGUCAUUGCUUUGAUUUAUCCAAACUUUUUUCUUUGUACAGACUCCAUAUCACCUCUCUAGGUAGUCCAUAACUCAGUGCAGUAAUAAGAAUACUUAGUAACAUUUCAUUAUUUGUCACUAAAAAAAUAAAAAAAUAAAAAAAAUUUGUAAUACAAACUGUGCAACCAGUCACAGAGGCCAGGAACAUGAGCCCAAUCAUGGAAAUGGCGGCCUCCCUGGAGCCAGUGCUCUUCCAGUCAUCACUCAUGGACUGUACAUUCUACACUUAUUUAUCAAUGGAAUAAUGCAGAAGCCCCUUCUUAAAUGCCAAAUGAGUUUGAUUGCCUGACAAGAGCUUUUUGCACUCGUGGCAAGUCAUUCCAGUCACCUUGGCUGCUUUCAGCCAAAAUGCUUAUGACAGCAAGUUCAUAUCACCCCAGAUCACGGCCAGAUUUAUCUAUGACAGUAUGUUCAUGUCACCCACCCCUCAAGCCAGAUUUUUUCCUGACAUGAUGGUUGUGUCAUCCGGAUCAUAGGGGUUAAUAGGAGGUUAUACAGAAUGUAAAUUUUUGUUGGGAACAUGUAAAUCUCCAUUGAAAGUUGAAAUAUUUUUUUCUGUAUGUUUUAAUUGGUAGUUUCUGAUACUUAUUUACUUAUAGAUGAUUUAAUAACUUAGUAACUUAGUCCAUAAUGCAAAAUUUCCAUGUUACAUAGAAGAGAAUGAUAUAUCGUCCGAGUAUUUUAUUUUUAUAAUAGAAUGAAGAUUUAUUUCACUUGACUACAGUUGCUUUUCUGAAAUGAAGUGUCCAGAUUGCUGACCUUGAAAAGAAGUAAUUGAUAUAAUGCUGGAGCUGUUAUUCUUGUCAGUUCAUUUCCUUCUUUCAACAUAUCUGGCCUCAUUAUGUCUUGUAAAAUCUUACUCGGUCUCUGUUGGUUGAAGUGAUGCCAAAAAUUGAACGGAAAAGAUUUCAAACAGAAAUUGCAUCAUACAAGCUUCGUAGUGGAGAAGGCUUUGUAUGAAAGACAAGGUGAAGAAACUGGAAACUGUAUAAUAUUAUUGCUUUUGACUGUAACUUGAGAACAAGGAUGAGAAGAAAGUGAUGUUAUCUAAAAAUAUAUAUUUAAGGAUUCUGAUUAGAGUGGACUUUGCAUAUAUUGUAUUAGUUGUUUCAACUAGAUAAUGGUUACAUACAACAGGAAAGUAUACAUUAACUUCUCUAUCAUUACCUCUAAACUCAAUUAAGAAAGAGUGUUAUGGAAAUGUGUUGUUCAUCCUGUAUUAUUCAUUGUCCUUUUUUAGUAAUAAUACUGUGUUCUAGAUAUAUAGAACUUUUAUUUUAGAAUGGACGCAUGUUGUAGGACCUUUUAAUGUCAGGAUACUUUGAUGUUAGAGAAGAAAGGAAUGAUUGUUAAUUACAGAUUAAAUCUUAUUCACCUGCAUUUUUCAGACAAAAGAGUGAAGUACAUGUUGUCUGGUGUUAUCAUGCUUUUUGCUUGACCCACUGAAAACAAGGUACUAUUAGCUUGGGACCAUGAAAGUGUGGCAUUAGUAAUUGUCUAUUUUUGGUGAUUUUGUAAGACUUGUAUUAAAGAGUAGAUUACAUUUUUUAGAACUGUAGUUGGAAUCAUAUAAUAUGAAUAGCAUUAUAAUGGAUUUUUUUGCCUAUUCAAGAUUGAGAUGGCUUGAAUCUUGUAUAUAAAGAGUUAUGUAAAUAUGAUGUCUGGUUUCAUAUGUAAAUAAGAAUAAUCUUUAUACAGAGUG